Molecule: messenger RNA, 2416 nt
Organism: Oncorhynchus masou masou (cherry salmon)
Lineage: Eukaryota; Metazoa; Chordata; Actinopteri; Salmoniformes; Salmonidae
Product: putative mediator of RNA polymerase II transcription subunit 26
Exons: 2
Coding region: 218-2155 (645 amino acids)
Source: RefSeq, a predicted model, not a curated record
GAUCACUGCUGCAAAAGCGGCAGAGCUAUUCAGUCACCUGCUGGACUACAGCCUUUAUAGCCUUCCUCAAUUCAGUCACUUUAAGGUCUGACAGUGAGAACAACAUACUCCCAUGAGCAUCAACCCCACUACUAGAUGAAGAGAACUCCAUCGCUGCAGGGCCAAUGUAGCGAACCAUAUGUCAGGCAGAGUGUUGUGAGCGAGGGUUAUUGACCUGAUGUCUAAGCAGCAUCAUCCUAUCAAGGACUCAGAGGGACUUCACCUCUCCCCUCGCCAUUCCCCCCUUCUUCACUCCCCAGUGUCCCCCAGGCCUGUUCCUCUCUCCCCACUUCACUCACCCCCCGUGUCCCCCGGGCCUGUUCCUCUCUCCCCACUUCACUCCCCCGUGUCCCCCAGGCCUGCUCCUCUCUCCCCACUUCACUCCCCCGUGUCCCCCAGGCCUGCUCCUCUCUCCCCAAUUCACUCCCCCCCCGUGUCCCCCGGGCCUGCUCCUCUCUCCCCAUUUCACUCCCCCGUGUCCCCCAGACCCACUCCUCUCUCCCCUGUCCACCACCCCCUCUUCUCCCAAACUCAGCUCCCCUUCCCCCAGCCCUUCUCCCCACUCUCUCAGCCCCAGGACCUAGUAGAGACAGACUUCCCUUCUGAUGUGGACACAUGUCAGCUACUGUCUCCCCUCUGCCAGCCCUCCCUACGAUAUGGCUACAAGGACUAUACCCAGGACCAGUCGUACCAGCAGACAUUGACCCACCCUGACCCAGAAACUCUGCAGGACUUCCACAACCACGGCUCCCAAACUAACCUCAACCAUCAGCUGGCCCGUGGAAAGAAGCACCAGCUGGACCAGCAGACCUACACCAUCAACAGAAACCACAAGAGGCAGCUCAAGACCCAAAAGGACCAUCAGCCCCCUAACAGCUAUCAGGAUCCCAUACUGGACUCCCAGACCAUGUACAGCAACAAGCAGAACCAGCAGAACCAUCACAUGAAACAGCAGUCUCUGGACCUUCAGACUCAACUGGACCCACAGAACUGCAACCACCAUCAGAGCCAGCAGAUGGAGGUGAACCAUCAUCAACAUCAGUCUGUCCAGAGCCAGGAACAGAACCAGCUGGACCAUCACCACCAUCAGUCUGUCCAGAGCCAGCUACAGAACCAGCUGGACCAUCACCAACAUCAGUCUGUCCAGAGCCAGCUACAGAUCCAGCUGGACCAUCACCAGCAUCAGUCUGUCCAGAGCCAGCUACAGAACCAGCUGGACCAUCACCACCAUCAGUCUGUCCAGAGCCAGCUACAGAACCAGCUGGACCAUCACCAGCAUCAGUCUGUCCAGAGCCAGCUACAGAACCAGCUGGACCAUCACCACCAUCAGUCUGUCCAGAGCCAGCUACAGAACCAGCUGGACCAUCACCACCAUGAGUCUGUCCAGAGCCAGCUACAGAACCAGCUGGACCAUCACCAACAUCAGUCUGUCCAGAGCCAGCUACAGAACCAGCUGGACCAUCGCCAGCAUCAGUCUGUCCAGAGCCAGCUACAGAACCAGCUGGACCAUCACCAGCAUCAGUCUGUCCAGAGCGAGCUACAGAACCAGCUGGACCAUCACCAGCAUCAGUCUGUCCAGAGCCAGCUACAGAACCAGCUGGACCAUCACCAACAUCAGUCUGUCCAGAGCCAGCUACAGAACCAGCUGGACCAUCGCCAGCAUCAGUCUGUCCAGAGCCAGCUACAGAACCAGCUGGACCAUCACCAGCAUCAGUCUGUCCAGAGCGAGCUACAGAACCAGCUGGACCAUCACCAGCAUCAGUCUGUCCAGAGCCAGCUACAGAACCAGGUGGACCAUCACCAGCACCAGUCUGUCCAGAGCCAGCUACAGAGCCAGAAGCACCAGGUCAGACUCCACAUCCUAGCCCAGCUCCAGAGACGAGAACAAGGACAGGGAGGGGGCUACUGCCCCCCACAGCCCCCUCACAGAACCACAGUCACACCCAGCAGCACACACACAUCUCCUACACUCAAACACAGACCCAUGCACAAAGCUCCUAUCUGUACACACAGGCCCACGCAGACCAACAACAAAGCUCCUAUCUGUACACACAGGCCCACGCAGACCAACAACAAAGCCCCUGUUUGUACACACAGCCAGCACAGAGCCCUCUAACCUCUGUGGAACCCUCCUCACCCUCCUCACCCUUGUACCCUGGUCCCCAGUCUUACUCCAACCCUUACUUUUUCCCUCACUUCCACUCUCAUCCCAACUCUAACUUUAACUCUCACCCUCAAUCCUAUCCCAGAUCUAAUCCCCAUCUUCAUUCCAAUCCCAGCUCUAAUCCCCAUCUUCAUUCCAAGUACAGCCUCUUCCCCAAACCCAACCCUGCCUACAGCCACAACCCCAACCCCAGCCCCAACCCUAACCCCAACC